ACUUGUGUUACACCAAAAUAUCCGGACGGAGUGAAACGGGAUUGUAAAAAACUAUGAAGUUUACAGCGCUACUGGUGACCGUUUUGGUCAUAGGAGUCGUGUAUAGCGCACCGACCGACCAAGAAGAUGUGUCAGGAGCGAGAGAAAAUGAAGCAGCUCAAGAACGGAUCUUCGAUUUCAGCAGGAAAUCCAGACAACUCUUCGGAUCAGCAUUAGGGUACACUCCGUACAGCGGUGCAGUAAAUCAGGGUGUCGCUGGAUAUCCUUACUCGUACAGUAAUGUAGUAUCUGGAUAUUCGGGAGCUGGAGGCUAUCCGGGCUACUCCAGUUACGGCGGUAAUGGAUACACCAACGGAUUCGGCUCUGGUGCCAUUAAUGGGUACCCCAUUGGUAUGCCACAAAACACCAACGGAAUUGGUUUGAAUGGGCUGACAGGAAAUAGCGGAUUUGGAUACAGUGCCUUCAGCCCUCUGAAUGGUGUUUAUAAUCCAGCUUUAUUGAACGGUGCGCAGCCACUUUACAACGAUCCCUACAGUUCACUCGCUCCGAAUAGGUUUUUUCUUGGAACCCAAUUCAAUAGGCGACCUUAUUGAUGAAGAUAUAUAUUGAGAUGAAUGAUGAAUUUAACCGAUCUUUAUUGGCACACGAUAAAAUUUAUUCAAUUAUGAAA
Molecule: messenger RNA, 670 nt
Organism: Toxorhynchites rutilus septentrionalis
Lineage: Eukaryota; Metazoa; Arthropoda; Insecta; Diptera; Culicidae
Exons: 2
Coding region: 54-593 (179 amino acids)
Source: RefSeq, a predicted model, not a curated record